GAGACCAACCUCCAGAAUUUUUCCAUUACGAUUGGCUUGAGCAUAAAUCAAUCAUUUAGCUAACCCCGCCCUCUCUGUACGGUCUGUAAAUGACAAACACUGUGGAGAAGUCGGGAAUGUGAUUGGCUGCUUUUUAAGACAAAGGUAAACCAAAGCAAGAUCAAGCCUAUCGAUUGGCCACGAUCCGGCGACGUGUUCCUGCGAUUGGCGAGAUUAGACGGGAGGAGAACUAGGACUCCCUUCCGGGGAUUGGUGGAAACACGAGGAAGGGGGGCGGGACCGCACCUACUUCUCCGCUGCCUGGGCGUGCUGCGGGCUGGCGGGCAAGAUGUCGGCUUCGAGAGUACCGGAGCUGAAGCAGAUCAGCCGCGGGGAGGCUAUGCGGCUUGGGCCCGGCUGGAGCCACUCUUGCCACGCCAUGCUGUACGCAGCCAAUCCCGGGCAGUUGUUCGGGCGGAUCCCGAUGCGCUUCUCGGUUCUGAUGCAGAUGCGCUUUGAUGGGCUCCUUGGCUUCCCUGGGGGGUUUGUGGAUCGUCGGUACUGGUCUCUGGAAGACGGGCUAAAUCGGGUGCUGGGCUUAGGCUUGGGCUACCUGCGCUUGACGGAAGCUGACUACCUGAGCUCCCACCUCACGGAGGGGCCCCACCGCGUCGUGGCCCACCUCUACGCCAGGCAGCUCACCCUGGAGGAGCUGCACGCGGUUGAGAUCAGUGCAGUGCACUCCCGGGAUCACGGGCUGGAGGUGCUGGGCCUGGUCCGGGUUCCCCUGUACACCCAGAAGGAUCGAGUUGGUGGGUUUCCCAACUUCCUUAGCAAUGCCUUCAUCAGCACUGCCAAGCACCAGCUGCUCUUUGCCCUGAAGGUGCUGAACAUGAUGCCUGAGGAUAAGCUGGCUGAGGCCUUGGCUGCUGCUACUGAAAAACAGAAAAAAGCCUUGGAGCAACAGCAGACAGCUUCAUCAUGAAGCUAUACAGUCUCCAUCCUUUAGGCUGGGUUUUCUCUCCCUAUCUCUCUUUUACCCCACCCCAUCUUUUUUUCUAAAUUUUCUAUGCCCCAGGGGCUAAGAAAAGACUUGAGAUAAUUGAUUAUACCUUAGAGGUGUGGGGUUUCUCCAGUUUUCCCCCUAUGACCGAAAAGGAGUGCAUUUCAUUCCUGUCUAUAACCUGUGCGGUCCUCUUUUCUUUGCAAAGCAGUAGCAGCGGCAGCAGCGGCAGCCCGGGCUGGCACUUCAGGUUUGUGUAGAGGGUUUAGAUAAAGGUCACAGGGUAAGGAGAAGCACCUGUCCAAGGUUUUUGAGUGACCCGUUUAUUAGCACUAGCUUCAAUGUUUGGCCUUCAGGGUCCAGGUCAAGGUCAAGAUCUUAAUAUUUCUCUGCAUGAAUCUUUCAUUUAAGGGGGCAGUUAUCAGUUUGGUUCAGGCCCCAGAUAUAAGAGUGUUCUGGUUUAAAAGGUUCCUUAAUUCUCAAGGAUACUUUUGGUUACAUUGACAUAUUCCUGCUUGUUCCAUUUCCUCAGCCCAAAGAAAGAAGAGAAGGAAUCAAAGGUUUUGGUGGGGCAUGGCUGGGGCUUUUUGGUUAUCUUUCCUUAUUUUGGAAUUUUUAGGUUUUAUACUCAAGUGGAAUAUGGAUGAGAUUUUAAAGCAACUUCUACCUUGCCUCUGACCUAUUUUGAAAGAACUUGGGCAGUUUAGCCUGACUGGGGUGGGAAAGGGGAUGCUCCUUCCCUGAAAGCCUGGGAAAGGGCUAAGGCUUGGUUGAGUGUGUGCACACACAUGCACACGUAAAUCUGAGCAGGAAAGAAAAAUAAAGUAGCUUGACAGCU
Monodelphis domestica (gray short-tailed opossum) is the source of this 1820-nucleotide messenger RNA. It is a transcript of the gene NUDT16L1, whose product is annotated as nudix hydrolase 16 like 1. NCBI's taxonomy places the organism in Eukaryota, Metazoa, Chordata, Mammalia, Didelphimorphia, Didelphidae. Gene Ontology annotation, molecular function: snoRNA binding. Gene Ontology annotation, cellular component: nucleus. The record is from RefSeq and is a predicted model, not a curated record.